AGUUCGCGUUCCAAUCGAAAAAGGAUCGUACCAAGCGGAAAAAGCUUACCGCGUGUGUUCCGCCAUUUUGUGACGAGUUUAAUCUACGUGAGUCUGAGAGAGGAGAGUUUACACCGUGUUCUGUUCCUCUAUUUAUAAUGUCAAGUGGAAGAGUCUAUGUUGGAAGGUUGAGCUACCAAGCUCGAGAGAGAGAUGUGGAAAGGUUUUUCAGAGGUUUUGGUAGAAUACGUGAGAUCAAUCUAAAAAAUGGCUUUGGGUUUGUGGAAUUUGAAGACUACAGAGAUGCUGAUGAUGCUGUGUAUGAACUGAAUGGCAAAGAACUAGUUGGCGAAAGGGUGAUUAUUGAACAUGCGAGAGGACCAGCCAGAGGUCGUGAUGAAUACAGGUAUGGAUACCGAAGAAGGGGAGACAAGUUUGGAGGAGAAGGAGGCGGCGGAGGCGGAGGAAGGGGAAGAGACGGAGGAGGAGGUGGGGGUGGAAGUAGGAGCUCACAAAGAUAUGGGCCCCCAGUCAGGACUGAAUUUCGCAUCGUUGUGGAGAAUCUAUCCAGCAGAGUUAGCUGGCAGGAUUUGAAAGACUACAUGAGACAGGCAGGAGAAGUCACCUUUGCUGAUGCCCACAAGCAGCACAAGAAUGAAGGAAUUGUUGAGUUUGCUACAUACAGUGACAUGAAGAAUGCAGUUGAGAAGCUUGAUGGAACAGAAAUCAACGGACGUCGCAUCAAGUUGGUGGAGGACAGACCCUCAUCAUCAUCUAGGAGAAGGUCAAGGAGCCACUCCAGGUCUCGCUCUCGAUCUCGCCGUCGCUCCAGGUCUCCCCGAAGCAGAUCCCGAAGCCACUCCCGCAGCCGGUCCCGAUCACGAUCCCGCUCUCGCAAGUCCAGGAGCCGAAGCAAGAGCCCUAGGAAGAGCCCAAAGAGGAGCAGGAGUAGGUCUCUCAGUCCAAUGAAGCGUGAUAGCCGCAGCUGUUCAAGAAGCAAGUCACCCAGGAAUAGCCGUAGCCCUUCACCUAUUGAGCAGAACAACAAGGGAAUGUCAAGAUCCAGAUCUCCUAGCCCUCAAGAUGAUGAUUAGACUGGGUUUGACGGAAGUCAUGGUUUGGCCAAAUGUAAAUGUCUUAUCUAUCAAUGCAGAGAUUUGAAAGAUGUACAGUUGUUUACUUUGUGAACUUUGUAAAUUGACAAUUCAUAUCAGUGACUGGAGUUCAAAACGCUUUGGCUCAUUGCUUUUUACAUCAUAUUAAAUAAUUCAUUAUAACAUGUCGAAAAUAAAAAGGUAGGUCUGUACUUCAAUGUCAAACCUGUUGUCUGAACCAUUGCUGCCAAAUAUCCUUUUGAUGACUUGUCAGAAAAUUGGUUAAAGAAGUCUAAAAUUUUUAGUUGGUGGCUUUGGCCUGAACUUCUUUACUGCAGAAGACUAUAAUUAGAACAGGUCAGGAGUAAGCAACAGUACAUUGGUACUCAUUUAUGUCAGCAUGUUUGAAGUCAAACCUGAACAAAGAACACAAAUCUAAAUAUUUUUACUAUUUUAAUGGUUGCCUUGCAGCAUCCUUAGAUUCGAGAAGGGAUAACAUACCACUGAGUCGAAUUAUCAGCUGCAUGACAUUUAUGAUGCCCUUUGUAUAUUGUAUCUUUCCAAAUUGUAGAAAUUCUUGAAAUUUGUUUGGAGUGGAGAGUUCUAGUACUAUUGCUAUGAAAGAGCUUUAUAUCUUUUCAAGCUAAACCUGAACAGUCCGCUCUCUGCAGAGACAGCAUUUCCCUUCUUAGCCCCUUACUGUGUCAUUCAAAGGUUCUGUAAGUCAUAUUUAGGCAUUCCUUGAUUCUAUUUUUUGCUUUAAUGUUAAUGUGGAGUUCUAAUUUGUGUAUUUUUGUAUGUGUCCUUUCAUUCUGACAAGAUACCUUUUUGGUGAAUUUAAAAUGUUUGUGAUCUGGAGAGCUAAUUGUUAACAUUGCCCUCUUCAAAUUUGUCUUUUUUUAGCUUUCUUGUACAUGAUUUUAUUUGGGUAAUUAUGCUGAAGAUUUUUAUACAUGUAAUGUGUUGAUGUAAUAUGCAGGAUAUGACACAGAUUAUAUUCACGUGGAGACUGGAGCAAAACAUCUCAUUUACACAUUCAAGGAUGACAGGAGAGAACAUUUGCAAGUCAUAGGUCAUUAUCUGUACUCUGUGUGUACUUAACAUCAGGUAUAAUUUGUGUCAUGUUCUCCAGUAAUAUUUGAAUAAUGAUUUAUGAACAGGAUUGUAUUUUAGUAGAUCAAGAAUUUGUAUGGUAACUUGUUUUUCACUUGGAUUAAAAGAAUGGAAGACAAAAA
Molecule: messenger RNA, 2308 nt
Organism: Strongylocentrotus purpuratus (purple sea urchin)
Lineage: Eukaryota; Metazoa; Echinodermata; Echinoidea; Camarodonta; Strongylocentrotidae
Product: serine/arginine-rich splicing factor 6
Exons: 9
Coding region: 138-1073 (311 amino acids)
Cellular component (GO): nucleus; cytoplasm; ribonucleoprotein complex
Molecular function (GO): mRNA binding
Source: RefSeq, a predicted model, not a curated record